AUGGACCUUGCUGAGACUUCACUUGACAUUGCUCUUAUAGUAGUCUGCAUUAUCGUAUUAUCUUCUUUCAUACUAUGCAGUGCUGUGCUGCUCAUCAUGUUUCGGGGACGAAGGUCUAGUCGAUUUAAGGUUUUCUUCUAUAGGAGUUGGUGGAAUGAGGGCUUCAUCAACAUAUUCAUUCUUAUAUUUUUCUCAGCAACUAUGUAUACCAGAUGUUUCACUAGCAUGGUUUCCACGUUUAUCCAACUAAAUCGCUUUCCGUGGUGGACUAAAUUUGCACAGAUUACUCAAGAGCAUUUGAUGUAUAUACAAUGCAUGAAUGUAUUCUUAACUGUGGCAGGACGUUUCUGUACUAUAUGUCUGCCACGAUCGAGAUUGACCGCUACUACUGAACGGAUGAAAAGUUGGACAAUCCUUAUACUACAAAUCUCUCUCCCGACUAUUGUUGUUAUACCACUAUACUUUCUCUAUGAUUUUCAAUAUGGACUCAAAGGUAUAACAAAUCCACUUCUGUUGAGCACUAUCGACGCAUCUUAUGACCAGGUUGGGCAGUUUAUAAGCUAA
Messenger RNA from Cylicocyclus nassatus, 564 nucleotides. The record is from the annotation of a GenBank genome assembly. NCBI's taxonomy places the organism in Eukaryota, Metazoa, Nematoda, Chromadorea, Rhabditida, Strongylidae.